Molecule: messenger RNA, 1507 nt
Organism: Lagopus muta (rock ptarmigan)
Lineage: Eukaryota; Metazoa; Chordata; Aves; Galliformes; Phasianidae
Product: heat shock transcription factor, Y-linked-like
Exons: 1
Coding region: 544-1296 (250 amino acids)
Biological process (GO): regulation of DNA-templated transcription
Molecular function (GO): DNA-binding transcription factor activity; sequence-specific DNA binding
Source: RefSeq, a predicted model, not a curated record
UCUAGUUUAUACGCUCCCUUCAAGUACUGGAAGGCCACAAUGAGGUCUCCUCAGAACCUUCUCUUCUCCAAGCUAAACAAGCCCAGUUCCCUCAACCUCUCUUCACAGCAGAGGUGCUCCAGCCCCAAAUUAAACCCCUGUAUGCCAAGAGGAAGAUGGCAAGAGCUUGUGACACCGGAACCAGGAAGCAGCAAGCGCCCUAGGUAUUUUCAGAUAAGCGUUGCUCAGUCAGUGGCUCAGAUUAGAGAAAUGAGAGAUCCUUAGCAGAAUUUGAGAGCAUCUCACAAUGGCAUACGGUCACCUACAAGCAGAUUAAAGAAGAAACACUAGUCCUAGUCAGGUUCACAGGGGGAAACAAACUUCCUGCAGAAACUGACCCAAUGAAGGCAUUGCUGGAAAAGUCUUCCUUGUGGAAAUUACAGGUCUCUUUCUGCCUACUACUUUAGGUAGCGUAAAUAGCUUGGAUCACAUUUCCUUGCAUAUUUCCAUAAUUAACAAGGAUGCCGCCACCCCAUUUCCCCAGCAAACAGUCACCGGUCUGUGAUGUCACCGUCAUGCAGCACGGUCACCACGGUGACGUCUGUGACCAUCCCAGCCCACUCCCCACGCCUCACACCACGGCUGCCAUUGCGCUCCAUCCUGCUGCUGGCAGGACGACCCUGGUUGGCCGGGGAGACCGCUGCGGACAGAAAUUUCUGUCAGCGCAAACAGUUAAUAAUUAAGAUGGAGACAUCUUCAUCAGAAACUCCUGGAGUUUCUGUUCCAAAUGCUGGCUUGGCAGACCCGGCUUCUUCUGUCCCGCAAAGACGGGGUAAAAGAACAGCUUGGGAUGCUGCCUUAGGACCGACACGAGAAGAAGACACUUCUCAGGGUUCACAGGAGCAAUCCUGUGCCAAAAGACAACGCCUUGAUCUUUCCACCAAGGGCUCCUGCAAAGCCCAUGACUCGGCCUGCUGCUUUCUAACAAAGCUCCGUAAAAUUGUGGACAGCGACUGCUUCCAGUCCAUCUGGUGGGGCGACGAUGAGAACACCAUUGUGAUUGAGGAAACCCUCUUCAAAACAGAAGUGCUGGGAAGGACAGGACCUCUACACAACCUCAGCAUCGGCUGCAUGAAAGCCUUCGUUCGCCAGCUCCACCUGCACGGCUUCUUCAUUGUGGACAGCGAUUUGCCCACAGCUGCCUCUCGGGCAAAAUGCCCAGCAGGCGCAGCCGCGUCUGUUUGCAGUGAGGUACGCAGUCCCCCUGCCCAUAGGACACCUCUCGGGACAGCUGCAUUGGUGGCCGGUCCCACCUGAGGGGGCUGCAAGCUGGUGGUAUUUGGGUUUCCAAACCCGCUUUCCUGCUUUGACAAUCCUAAAAUUUCUGAUUAUGACUUAAAAGUAGCUUUGUCUUUUCCAACCUGGAAACGGUGGCAUCUAACUCUUCUCCUCUGCAUUUUGCAGUUGCUCUGCUACUACAACCCCAGUUUCAAGAAAGAGUACCCAUGUCUGCAGAAAUGGUUCAAGC